Molecule: messenger RNA, 1464 nt
Organism: Nematolebias whitei (Rio pearlfish)
Lineage: Eukaryota; Metazoa; Chordata; Actinopteri; Cyprinodontiformes; Rivulidae
Gene: gpank1
Product: G patch domain and ankyrin repeats 1
Exons: 4
Coding region: 376-1404 (342 amino acids)
Molecular function (GO): nucleic acid binding; protein binding
Source: RefSeq, a predicted model, not a curated record
GACUUCCGGAAUAAACAAGGCGAUGAUUAGCAUUACGAGUGAACUCGAAGUCCUGAACUGCAUUGUUGUUGUUUUUGCUGAUUUAGGUAAAUUGCUUAUGUCUUAAUUUUGACUUUAUUGAAGCUACUUGGGUUCUGUUAAGGAUCCAUCACCGGAAGUGUUCGUUCACUAGCCAGCGGACAAGUAUUUGUGGGUCUAAUGCUAACGCUAGGUAGCAUUUAGCUCAGGCUCCUGACGUGACAAGUCUGAUUAAUAUUUUCGUGAUAUUAUAAUCAAAUGGAUUUUUUUAAAAGGCUUACUUGGACUAGGAGUAUUAUAACAACAUUUGUUUUUUUCUAAAACUGAAGGAAAAAAACCGGAUGCUAGUCGCUCGUAAUGGCUUCUUUAGGUUUCAUUCCUGCCAGUAAGCCUGAUGCUUUUAGUAUUCGACCAGGCCAUUCUGGGUCUAAAUUAAACUGCAAACUUAGCGGAGAAGAGGCCAGGCAGUUCUAUGAAGAUUUGAUGAAAGACAACAAAGUGCAAGGUAAAUCAAGAAGAUUAAAUAAAGCUAAAGGCAGAGAGCGUCGGGUCAGAGCUGUACAAGAACAGCAGCAGCUUCAAAGAGGACGUGCUGUUGAAAAUGAUGGACACCAGAGCAGAGAGGUGAACAUGUCAGAAAGGUCCAUGGAGCUGCUGGGCCUCAAGUUGCUGCGUUGUGCUCAUGAGGGGGACAUCUCUGAACUCAAAGAGCUGCUGUCUAAAGGGGUCGACAUAAACUUCCAGGAUACAUUUCUUUGGACAGCUGUGAUGUGUGCCAGCUGGUCAGGACAAAGGGCUGCUGUCAGGCUGCUGCUGGAUCAUGGUGCAGCCUGGGUUGGAGUGGUGGACGCACAGGGCAGGGAUGCACAGGACCUGGCGCUGGAAGGUGGCCAUAAAGAAGUGUUGGAAGAAUUGUUGAACUAUGGCAGAAUUCAACAAGCAGAGGAGCAGUCUGACUGCAGUGCUCUACAGCCCCAGUGGUGCGAUGUGUGUUGCAACGAGUACAGCAGCAGCCACUCGGCACAUUGCUCCUCUACUCUGCAUCAGUUCAGUUCGCAGCAUCCUCCACCCACCCCCUACUACUGCCUCCCCCCCUCCAGCAACAGCUACAAGAUGAUGGUUCGUUUCGGCUGGAAACCAGGCGAAGGACUCGGGCCAGAUGGAGAGGGCUCUAAACAACCAGUGGCUACCGUGUUAAAAAGAGACCAGCAAGGUCUGGGGUUUGGGCACUUGAAACGAGCUAAAGUUACGCACUUCCCAGCUGGGGAUCGUAACGCUGUAAAACUACAGCGGGGGGAGAAAGGACAGAGAAAAGAAGAAGCUAGGAGACAAGAACAAAAAGACAAGAACUGGGAAAGAGAUUUCCGGACUUCGUUUUAUCUGUAACAACUGUUCACGGGGCCUCAAGCUGAAAAUAUCUGAAGCAUUAAAAUAACUGAGCAAAAA